AAAGUUACGUGUAAAUGAGCCGAGGUCGCAUGGAGAACUGUGCAACCUCGGAAAUAGAGAAAAAACAUGAGCUACCACACGUGUGAAAAUGACCCUCCUGAAGGAAAGAGCCUCUGGCUCGUGGGAAAAGGACCCCCACCUUCACCCCACGUCGCUCAUCCUCUGCAGGCUCUGCUUAACUUCUCCCUCCCAAGCCCAAACUCUUCAACCGCUCUCUCCUUCCUCCCGCUCUCAGUCUCUGUUACCACCUUAAACCAAAGAGAGRAAUUUACAGAAAAUCUCUCUUUAUUGAGAGUGAACAUUUUUGAAUCCAAUCUCUUUCUCUCUCUCUCUCUCUCUGUUAAAUAAAUGUGAGCAUUUCAGCAUCCAGUCUCAAUGAUAAACAAAAACCCAUAUUGAAUUUCAGUUUCUUUCUCUACCAGUCUCUCUGCUGCUCUGUGUUUUCUAAUCAAGAACGGGCGUUGUCUGCUAUAACAGUUUAACAGAGCUUCUUUGAAUACAGUUUUUGAUUUUUUUUUUUUCGGGCCUAAGAAAUGGCGGUGAACGAAUGGAUCAAUGGCUACUUGGAGGCAAUUCUCGAUAGUGGAGCAGCAUCAAUAGAGGAGCAGAAGCCAUCCUCGGUGAACCUACGGGAGGGGGGGCACUUCAACCCCACAAAGUACUUUGUGGAAGAAGUGGUUACAGGUGUUGAUGAGACCGAYCUCCAUCGAACCUGGAUCAAGGUGGUCGCCACCCGCAACGCACGAGAGCGCAGCUCUCGGCUUGAGAACAUGUGUUGGCGCAUUUGGCAUCUCGCCCGCAAGAAGAAGCAGUUGGAAUGGGAAGAGUUCCAACGCUUGACAAACAGGAGGUGGGAGCGGGAGCAGGGACGCAUGGAUGCCACUGAAGACCUGUCUGAAGACCUUUCUGAGGGAGAAAAGGGGGACACUGUGGGGGAGAUGAUUCAGAGUGAGGCCCCAAUGAAGAAGUACCAGAGGAAUUUUUCAAACCUCGAAGUGUGGUCUGAUGAUAACAAGGGGAAGAAACUCUACAUUGUUCUUAUCAGCUUGCAUGGUUUGGUCCGGGGAGACAACAUGGAGCUUGGUCGAGAUUCUGAUACUGGUGGCCAGGUCAAAUAUGUGGUGGAGCUUGCCCGUGCACUAGCUACGAUGCCUGGGGUGUAUAGGGUGGACCUUUUCACUCGCCAAGUAUCCUCACCAGACGUGGAUUGGAGUUAUGGAGAACCCACAGAGAUGUUAACCCCCGGCCCUGAAGAUGAAGAAGAAAAUGAUGUAGGAGAGAGCAGUGGUGCUUAUAUUAUAAGGAUACCAUUUGGUUCACGGGAUAAAUACCUCCGGAAAGAGUUAUUAUGGCCACAUAUUCAAGAAUUCGUAGAUGGAGCUCUGUCACACAUUCUUAACAUGUCUAAGGUGCUGGGAGAACAGAUAGGUGGGGGCCAGCCUAUUUGGCCCUAUGUGAUUCAUGGACACUAUGCAGAUGCAGGAGAUAGUGCUGCACUUCUGUCUGGGGCUUUGAAUGUACCCAUGGUUCUUACAGGACACUCUCUUGGGAGAAACAAGUUAGAGCAGCUUCUUAAGCAGGGGCGACAAUCAAAGGAGGACAUCAAUUCAACAUACAAGAUAAUGCGGAGGAUAGAAGCAGAAGAGCUGKCCCUUGAUGCUGCUGAGCUUGUCAUCACAAGUACCAAGCAAGAGAUUGAAGAGCAGUGGGGCUUGUAUGAUGGUUUUGAUGUCAAGCUGGAGAAGGUACUGCGAGCCCGUACAAGACGUGGGGUCAGUUGUCAUGGCCGUCACAUGCCAAGGAUGGUGGUUAUUCCUCCUGGCAUGGACUUCAGCAAUGUUGUUGUUCAAGAGGACACUCCUGAAGCUGAUGGGGAACUUGCAGCCCUUUUUGGUGCUGAUGGGUCUUCACCAAGGGCAGUUCCACCUAUAUGGUCUGAAGUAAUGCGCUUCUUCACAAAUCCCCAUAAGCCAAUGAUCCUGGCAUUAUCAAGACCUGAUCCAAAGAAGAACAUCACCACCCUUUUGAAAGCCUUUGGGGAAUGUCGUCCAUUAAGAGACCUUGCUAAUCUUACACUCAUAAUGGGGAAUAGGGAUGAUAUAGAUGAAAUGUCCUCAGGUAAUGCUAAUGUGCUAACAACAGUAUUGAAGCUGAUUGAUAAGUAUGACCUCUAUGGGAUUGUUGCCUACCCAAAGCAUCACAAGCAGUCUGAUGUUCCAGAAAUCUACCRCCUAGCAGCCAAAACAAAGGGGGUCUUCAUAAAUCCAGCUUUGGUUGAGCCUUUUGGCCUUACCUUAAUUGAGGCAGCAGCACAUGGGCUUCCAAUGGUGGCUACUAAAAAUGGCGGACCUGUUGAUAUUCACCGGGCACUGAACAAUGGGUUGCUUGUGGACCCACAUGAUCAACAAGCUAUUGCAGAUGCACURCUUAAACUAGUUUCAGAAAAGAAUCUAUGGCAUGAAUGCAGGAAGAAUGGAUGGAAAAAUAUACACCUAUUUUCAUGGCCUGAACAUUGCCGAACUUACUUGACAAGGGUGGCAGCGUGUAGGAUGAGGCAUCCACAAUGGAAGACUGACACCCCAAUGGAUGACAUGGCUGCAGAAGAGUCCCUUGGAGAUUCACUCAAGGAUGUGCAGGACAUGUCCUUGAGGCUUUCUGUUGAUGGGGAAAAGUCUUCAUUCAAUGGCUCUUUGGAGAAUGAUCCUGCUGAAUUAGAGAAAGUGGCUGCAGUCCAGGGUGAUCCUGAGGUACAAGAUCAAGUGAAACGAAUCCUAAGUAAGAUAAAGAAGCCAUUAUCAGACCCACAUAAAACUGAAUAUGGAAAUAAACAUCCUGAGAAUGUGGCAAACAAGUAUCCACUCCUGAGACGAAGGCGGAGGUUAAUUGUAAUAGCACUUGACUGCUAUAACUGCAAUGGAGUUGCUGACAGUAAGAUGCUUCAGACAGUACAGGAGAUAUUUAAGGCUGUGCGGUCAGACUCCCAAAUAUCAAGAUUCUCAGGAUUUGCUUUUUCAACAGCCAUGCCAGUUUCUGAGACAAUAGACUUCUUGAAAUUAGGGAGGAUUCAGGUGACAGAAUUUGAUGCUCUGAUAUGUAGCAGUGGGAGUGAAGUGUACUACCCAGGUGUUUAUAGAGAAGAUGAUGGAAAGUUGUAUCCAGACCCAGACUACACCUCCCAUAUUGACUACCGUUGGGGUUGUGAAGGCCUAAAGAAGACUAUUUGGAAACUAAUGAAUUCACAAGAAAGCAGAGGGGAUAAAUCUCACAAUUCUUCAAGCCCAAUUGAGGAAGAUGUGAAAUCAAGCAUUUCACAUUGCAUCUCAUACUUAAUGAAAGAUUCCAGCAAGGCAAUGAGGGUGGAUGAUCUGAGGCAAAAGCUGAGAAUGCGUGGRCUUCGGUGCCAUCCAAUGUACUGUAGGAACUCAACAAGAAUGCAAAUUGUUCCUCUUCUUGCAUCUCGAUCUCAAGCAUUAAGGUACCUCUUUGUUCGUUGGGGAUUGAAUGUUGCAAACAUGUAUGUUAUUCUUGGUGAAACGGGUGACACUGAUUAUGAAGAACUGAUAUCUGGAACCCACAAGACAGUGAUUAUGAAAGGACUAGUAGAGAAAGGAUCUGAGGAAUUAGUAAGAACAACAGGAAGCUACCUGAAAGAUGACAUAGUUCCAGGGGAGAGCCCUCUUGUCACCCACACAAACAGUGGAGCAACAGCUGAUGUGAUCUUGAAAGCGCUAAAGUCAGUCUCCAAGUCUGUUUGAGUAUGAAGGAAAAGAAUCUCUGUAUGUUUCACACUAAGGUCAAUUGUUAUUUUGCUUCUUUCUUUUUCUCUGUUUUCUUUUGGCUAUUUAACUGAAAUUGGUUUUCUCUUUCCCGUUGUUUAUAGAACUCCUAUUUGGCAAAUACAGAAAGGUAUACAAUUUAAACAAUUAAA
This is a messenger RNA of Nelumbo nucifera (sacred lotus), 3928 nucleotides long. RefSeq names its product putative sucrose-phosphate synthase 2. Lineage: Eukaryota; Viridiplantae; Streptophyta; Magnoliopsida; Proteales; Nelumbonaceae. Gene Ontology annotation, biological process: sucrose metabolic process. The record is from RefSeq and is a predicted model, not a curated record. Gene Ontology annotation, molecular function: sucrose synthase activity; sucrose-phosphate synthase activity.